GAGAGACGAUCAUUGAAGCAGUCAAGUAUUUUAUUCAACCGUUUUAGUGAAUCGGCAGUUUUUCCUUUGCUUAAAUUUUAUUUUUGAUCAUAAAUCAUGGCUUGUACACAGUGGCCUCAGCCCGAACAAGACAGUCAAGCGAACAGGACAUGGAGUAAUAUAGUUGAAAACCCAACAAAACAACAUUGUAGUGAGAAUAAAGUGAUUUUUGACUCGCAAGUCGCUGAAGAAUACAUCCCUUUGAAUUGUGGAGCAAACGGUGGUGAUUUAUUGAACAGCAAUGGUAGUAAGGACGGCAAACAGCUUAAACGAAAGCUGCCAAAUAAUGAUAAAGCACAACAGAGCAACAACAGCCAUAUUUCGACAUCGGAUCCUUAUUGCACGCCAUGGAAGACGAAAAAUUAUAUUCAAAAUCCAACGGGGUUUGUACGCUAUUUCCUUAACUUUGCCCGCUUGUUGUAGCUUAUUUCAACACUAAGUUAAACCGUUUUCUUUUUAGUUUAAACGAGGAGAUACACGACUUUUUAAAUUAUAUAAAACCGAGGCCAGAAGAAGACGCAAUCCGAAAUGAUGUUGUCGAAAGGGUCAGAGCUGUUAUAAAACAACUGUGGCCACAAGCCAAGGUGGGCAAACAUUUAGAUCAAUAUUUGUACAUUACAAGCUCUUAGCUUGAGAGUUUUAGUUUCUGAAGACUUAAAUAAGCUUGCACAAUUUGUAGUUUAUUUUUGUAAUUCAAGUGCCAAAAGUGUUUUUACAGUAUGUGACUCAAAAAUAUUUGUCAAAUUGUUUUUGUAGGUGGAACUUUAUGGGAGUUGUCAGACCGGUCUUUAUUUACCGACAAGGUAUGAAAAUUUUGCAGGAAAUCCGUGCUAAGUAGAUGUAUUUGUAUCGUAAAAAAUACGCAAGAAUGGAGUAAUACUUUAACAUGGUUAUAUAUUAAUGAAUAAUUUUGUGUCAUUCACCAAUAUAAUUAUUUACUUAAAAGUUUUGAUUGUGUCAAAAAAAAGUUGUUAUUGAAAUGUGACCUUUUGAUCUUCCACUAGCUAUUUUGUAAAAUUAACUUAAUUAAAAAUUGCCUGUUGGUAAGUGUUAGUUUUGUAUUAUAAGUGCUUCUGGGCGAUAUGUAGCAAUUUGUGACAUUGCGUGUUCUUAAUUUUAUUAAUAGUGACAUUGAUCUGGUCGUUCAUGGCAAAUGGGAAAGACUUCCACUGCGGACACUGGAAAAUGAACUUAUUGAGCAAGAAAUUGCAGAUGCAAAUUCCAUUCGUGUGUUGGACAAGGCAACUGUAAGUUUCGUAAAUGCUAUAAAUUUUCAAGUCCCUACAGGAAUAAUAUUGUCUGGGGUUAGAUGGAUACAAGGGUGCAUUGUGGUUAAUUAAUUACUUAAUGGGUUAACUAUUAAUGCACCACAACAAUUCCAUUUAUUAUUUCACAUGUGUUUUACACCUGACGAUGUUACUUGUCAAAGUUGGCGUGGUUUCUAUAUUACUUGUAGCCAAUAUGAAAUCUAUGGCGACCUGUAUUUAAGUGAGGAAUUUUUGAUGUUUAAGUGUGCUGUAAAUAUUUAUUCAGCUGAAUUCUUUAAGUAAACUUGAGGUGUCUAAGAAAACUUUAUCAAAACAUCAUUGGUCUCAAAUCUAUCAAAAUUGUCUGCUUUUCUCACACUCCAUCGAUUCCUUAUACAUUUCCUUACACAUUCAGUGACUGACAAUAUAUGUGACUGUCUAAUAGUAUAUGUAUAUAUUGCAUCUUAUAUUCAAAUCUUGUUGUAAAAAAAAUUCCUAUAAAUAGCGUACUUCAUAGUGAUUGCCUUCUAUAAUUUCUGUAUUUCUAGGUUCCUAUAAUCAAGGUUACAGACACAAAAACCCAAGUUAAAAUUGACAUCAGUUUUAACAUGAACAAUGGUGUUCAAAGUGCAGACAUGAUUAAGGUGAUUGAUGAUGAAUGGCUUCAAUCCUGUAUAGGUUUUCAAAAUUUCCUGAAAAUUUGACAGCUUGUACUUGUAUAGUAAUUUGUAGUGUUAGCAAGGUACUGUCAUAGCAUAUUGUGGUUGAUGUCAGAGCUGUUUCUAGCUGAUACUUACUGAAAUUAUGUAGAACUGUUUGUACCAGUACUGGAAGUCUGCAAUUAAACUGCAUAAUUUAUUUCUGCACUCUGAUGACUGCAUGAUGGUUGACAACUUCUGCUGGAUGGUAUUUGCUUUGUGAAAGCUGUUCAUAUAUAGAUGGACUUUUUAACAUUAAUUACUACAUUCUUGUCAUUUCUAGAGCUACAUGGAGCAGUACCCAGCUUUGCCUUAUCUGACGUUUGUUCUCAAACAAUUUCUUGUGGAUCGAGAUCUCAAUGAAGUUUUUAGUGGUGGGAUUAGUUCGUAUACUGUUGUUUUAAUGAUUGUCAGCUUCUUCCAGGUGGGUCAUUUAUUUAUGCAAGUACUGGUAGUAGGUACGGUAGUCCUCUUGUAGUAACAGUGGACAUUUUUUUCUCUUUUUUCAGCAUUCAGAGCAUGUGAAGAGCACGGAUAAAGACUUCAACCCGUCAAUGGAUAAAGACAUCAACCUUGGUGUCUUACUCAUUGAAUUUUUUGAACUUUACGGCAAGAAAUUUAAUUACAACAAUGUUGGAAUUCGACUGGUUGGAAGUGGAUCAUACUUCCACAAAGAAAACGUGUGUGCAAUUUUUUUACAGCAGUGUUUUAUAUUAAUCACAAUAUCCUGGCUAAAUUGCAGGAUAGUUAAUUAAACAUAUCAAUAACUUAGGGGCUGUUUAUAUGGAGGCAAGCCAGCCCCCCAAUAUACCAGCUAGCUCACUUUGGUGCCACCAAAUUUACCCUGUGAUUACAUGAGACUUCUGAGGCGAGCUCCCCAAAACAAACCAAUGGGCUCACCGCUAUAAAUAGCAUAAUAUAAAAUAAUAUAUUUUCUCACAAACCUGAAAUUCACACUUUUGUGAGCAACCCUCACGGUUAUAACCCACAGAAUCAUUCCCAGAGGCCUUUUAAGAUCAAAUUGGUUGAAAAAAAUAGUAUUUACGAUAUAUUUACGUGAACAGACCAAUAACACUCGGCCUGCUUGGGUGUGCCAGCCCAGGUAAUUGUGUUUAUAUGGAAAAUUCCCCAGCCCGCGGUGACCCGAGAUCUUGGGUCAGUCAAGACGGGAUUCUUGCUUGGGCGGGCCAGCUCCCUUCCCAUAUAAAUGCAAAAUGAAAUUUAGUAGGAAAUAAUAACAGAGGCAGCAUCUCGCCUUAACCAGGCCCGGUACCCAGCUCGGGUACCCGGCCUGGCUCACUCCAUAUAAACAGCCCCUUACAUAUUUUUCUCUUUCAUUAGGAACUAGGAAAGUCUCUUGCAAAUGAAACUCAUUUAUGCAUUGAAGAUCCUCUGACACAAGGUAUUAUCCACAAUAUAUCCCAUAUAAGUCCUCUAGGAUACCCACUUUCUGAAUCUAACCCUCACAUGUUUACUAUAUAGGCAACUACAUUGGAAAAGGAUCGUUCCGUAUCAAUGACGUGAAAAGAGCAUUUGAAUGGGCAUGUAGUGUUCUAACACAUGGAGUUCUUAACCAAAUUCCUGGAAAUGAAUCUAGGUAAGAAUUUUAUGAAAUUAAUUCUUGUACCUGUUCAGUUAAUUGGUCUAUAUAUGAUUUGAAAUAUUUCUUCCUUGGCCCCUAGAAACCUGUCUGCGCACUAAUCUUAUACUUUGAGACACGCGAUAAUCUUUUAAUGUUAUUCGUAGUAAUUUGCAUAUUUUGCGAGAAGCACGAAAUUUCGAAUUUUUCGCGCAAAGCGUAGUAGCCAAUCAUUUAAAAAGAAAAAAAUAAGAGUUUUGUAAUCUAUUUUAUGCGAUGGUUACAAAUAUGGUCGAUGUUGGGCGUGUCCCAAAAUUUCUGCCGCCAACAAAGACCGGCAUAUCUCGCGAAGGAAUCCACUUGUAACUUGGCUAAAGCCCUGGGCAAACUAGGAUACAUUGUUGCAGAAACAUUUGUGAUUCUCGAUGUUUCCUCAAAUGUUUCCCUGUUUGCCCACCCGUGGAAACAUUGUUGCGUAAAAAAAAUUUGCUUCCCGGGAAGCAAAAAUGUUUCCUAGCAAAUUUAGAAACAUUUGCUGUUUCCCUAUGUUUCUCACUAAUGUUUCCUAGUGUUUGCCCACUCUUGGAAACAUGGCGAAACAUUGGCAGGAAACAAUGUUUCUGCAACAAUGGUUCCUAGUUUGCCCUGGGCUUAACUCCACGCUGUCUCAUUCGUCUUUCAGUAGUAUCUUAGGCCGUAUAACACGGAUACGGAGAGAGGCGAUAGAACAACGCGAAAGAAUGUUACGACUUUCACCGUGUAUAUCACCGAACAUUCCAAGUUACGCGAGUGUUGCAACACGCAACAAAACCCAGUCUACGACGAUACGAUCUAUACGAGACUCACAGGCAGACUUUAAUGCGAAACCUGAGGCGAAUGGAACACUCCAUUGCUCUAAAUCUCGAGAAAAUGAUAAAAAAAAUCAUACAGACUCUAAGAAUCGGAGAAGCUCUGCAAGUUCAACGAGACUCGAUUCACGAACUACAGACACAGACUGGAGGAAAGAUCGCACGGCAUCUUCUUCAACGAGCCGUACAAAAGACUCGCAAAGGGACAUCGACUGGAAAAAGAAUGGACAAAGGUCAAGGGAGAAACCGCAUAACAGAAAGAACCAUUCGGAAAGAACAUCCUCGUCAUCCCGCGAGAAAGAAAGGACACUUUACUCGCCUAACCAUAAACAUUCUCCAAGACGGAGUUCUUCGACAAACGUGACCGAAUCUUGUGGCAUGAGAAACAACAAGGCAGUCAAGUCGAUAACGUACGUAUAUCGGAAAAAACCUAGAGUUAGACAGAAGAAUGUUUACUUGUUUAGUUUACUUUGAAAGUUCUUUAAGUUUAAUUAUGCAGUCAAAAACUGAAGGAUAAGAACGCAGUAACAGCUCAGAACGCAUGCAUGGGAUCUUAAAAAUCUGAAUUACUGUAAGUUUAACCAGCAUUAAUAGACCUUAUGCAUAAUGACGUCACAAGGCUUGAUGCCCGCGAGGAAUGCUGGUCUUAAUAGUCGAUAGUGGCCAUUUUGAAUUGUUUAAUUUUCCCGGGCGAUGACUACUAAGACCAGCAUUCCUCGCGGGCAUCAAGCCUUGUGACGUCAUUAUGCAUAAGGUCUAUUAAGUUGUCUGUGCAACUAUUUAACAAAACUUCAGUUGGUAGGGAGGCAACUACCUGAAAAAUACAAGGAGAUUUUCGAGCGGGAAGGCCCUUCAUUGGGAAGUUAGUAGCCAAACUAUUUAACCAUUAGUAGGUUUGAGAAAGUAUUAUCACAGAAUGGAGACUAUACACAAGCCCAACUUCUUAGUUUUUCCUAUGAUUUUGGCGUAACGUAAUUCGUCAUCAAAAUGCUGACGCCAUGGUCGUAGCCAGUGCCGCUUAUGAGAGGCAUUCACCCCCUGGCCCUGAUAAUAUUCAAAAUGGCGGAUGUCCAGGGCACAGAAUAAGGUACACAGAAGGCAGACUUCUUGGUUUUUCCUAUGAUUUUCCUAUGAUUUUGGCGUAACCCGUAAUUCGUCAUCAAAUGCUGACGCCGUGGUUCUAGCCAGUGCGCGUUUGAGAAGCAUUCACCCCCUGAUAUUAUUCAAAAUGGCGAACGUCCAGGGGGGGGGAUGCCUCUCAAACGCACACUGGCUAGGACCAUGGCGUCAGCAUUUUGAUGAUGAAUAAUGGCGUGGCAGCGGUUACUCGAGUCGACCUUCUGUGUGCCUUAUUCUGUGUCCAGGGGGUGAACACCUCUCAUAAGCACACUGGCUAGGACCAUGGCGUCAGCAUUUUGAUGACGAAUCAUGGCGUGGCAGCGUUACGCUUUUUUUGGCUGAGUCGAUCUUCUGUGUGUCUUUGUCCUGUGGUAUUACUGUUUACACGCGGCACAGCAGAUGGUGACCAACUUCAGAAAUGUUUACACUGAUCGAAGCUUGAAAUUAAUCUUUCACUUACAUAAGACCUAUUUACACUUGCAAUUUUUGCUGCGAUUACUAGUACGAUUUUUUUCUUCUGAUGCAUGUGAACGAGUAAAUGGUUACGAAUGUUCUGAGUAUAUGUACCCACGUAUCCACCUAUGCACCUCAUCUGAACAUUCAUCCACUCGUUCACAUCCACCAGAAGAAGAAAAUCGUACCGCAGCAAAAAUUGCAAGUGUAAACCGGCCUGUAUUCGACUGACGAAGGGCCUUCGCUCGAAAUGUCGAGGUUCUCCUUGUAUUUUUCAGGUAGUUGUAUCCCUAUCAAUAUUUCAGGUAGUUUUCAAUAUCAAUACAUUUCAGGUAGUAUCAAUACAUUUCAGGUAGUUGUAUCCCUAUCAAUACAUUUCGGGUAGUUUUCUUAUCAACACAUUUCAGGUAGUAUCAAUACAUUUCAUGUAUUUUUCAGAUAGUUUCCAUAUCAAUACAUUUCAGGUAGUUUUCAUUAUCAAUACAUUUCAGGUAGUAUCAAUACAUUUCAUGUAGUUGUAUCUAGGCCUAUCAAUAUACAUUUCAGGUAGUUUUCCUACCAAUACAUUUCAGGUAGUAUCAAUACAUUUCAUGUAGUUGUAUCCCUAUCAAUACAUUUCAUGUAGUUGUAUCCCUAUCAAUACAUUUCAUGUAGUUGUAUCCCUAUCAAUACAUUUCAGGUAGUUGUAUCCCUAUCAAUACAUUUCAUGUAGUUGUAUCCCUAUCAAUACAUUUCAGGUAGUUGUAUCCCCAUCAAUACAUUUCAGGUAGUUGUAUCCCUAUCAAUACAUUUCAGGUAGUUGUAUCCCUAUCAAUACAUUUCAUGUAGUUGUAUCCCUAUCAAUACAUUUCAGGUAGUUGUAUCCCUAUCAAUACAUUUCAUGUAGUUGUAUCCCUAUCAAUACAUUUCAGGUAGUUGUAUCCCUAUCAAUACAUUUCAGGUAGUUGUAUCCCCAUCAAUACAUUUCAUGUAGUUGUAUCCCUAUCAAUACAUUUCAGGUAGUUGUAUCCCUAUCAAUACAUUUCAGGUAGUUGUAUCCCUAUCAAUACAUUUCAGGUAGUUGUAUCCCCAUCAAUACAUUUCAGGUAGUUGUAUCCCUAUCAAUACAUUUCAGGUAGUUGUAUCCCUAUCAAUACAUUUCAGGUAGUUGUAUCCCUAUCAAUACAUUUCAGGUAGUUGUAUCCCUAUCAAUACAUUUCAGGUAGUUGUAUCCCCAUCAAUACAUUUCAUGUAGUUGUAUCCCUAUCAAUACAUUUCAUGUAGUUGUAUCCCUAUCAAUACAUUUCAGGUAGUUGUAUCCCUAUCAAUACAUUUCAGGUAGUUGUAUCCCUAUCAAUACAUUUCAGGUAGUUGUAUCCCUAUCAAAGACGACGUGAAAAUGGCGUGAUAUGCCCAUCUAUGGAUGUGCCCACGCCAUUUUUACGCCAUUUUCACAUCGUCUUUGACGUCGCGUCGUCUCUGCUAAACCUUUCUAUUGACCCGUUCAAGAGUUUCUCAUCCUCACGCCUCACCAAUACUAGUUGACCACCAUCUGCUGCACGGCACGAUGCUUCGUUAAACCCUUAGUUAUAUAUAGUCUUGCAGCUGUCCUAUGAUUGAAUAUGUGGCGAUCGCUGUAUGCAGCAACUGCUGUAAUCCCUCCUGCGCUCUCAUAGUCUCAUUCUUGUUUCAUUGUGGCUUAUUUGUUGUGUGUGGAAAUAUUUUGGAAUAUAAAGAUUCAUUAUAUAUGUUGCGUGUUUUAGUUGUGUAUACUUGGUCUUACUGUGAUCUUUAUACUUUUUUUGCAAUAAAAUUUUGAAAAAGCAUUCCCGAGUUACUUUAAGGGCUGGUUUACACUAUAUCAAAGUUUCUGUGACACAGUAGGAAUUUCGCAAAGGUAAAUUCUAAGUUUUCACGGAUUUGUAAGAAAUGUUUGAGGGAAUUGACUCGGUGUUUAACAGUUCCCUCAAAAAUUUCUUAUAGAUCCUUCAAAACUUAGAAUUUACCAUGCAAAAUUCCUAUACUGUGAUCACAGAAACUUUGAUAGUGUAAACCAGCCUUUAUUCUUUGACCAAAGCCUUUGAAUAAGGUUUAAAUUGAUGCAAACUUUUUAAUCUCAGAAAUGUUUUUGGUGUAAAUCAUACUUCAAGUUGUUUUGUUUUUCUUACAUUUUAGGGAAAUCCAUCAACGACCUGAAAAAGUACUUUGCUAACACAAUGAUGAAGUUUCCUCUCAACUUUUAGGGCAAAAUUACAGUAAUAUAUUUUUAGCCAUUUAAUCUUAAUGUUUUUAAAAAAUUCGACGCAAAGUCUUGUGGGUUUAUAUUAUAUUUCACGAUGAUAUCAUCUCCUGAUUUUCGUGAAAAGAAGGUCUCCGGCACGGCCGCGCCAUUCCUGGAGUCGCGAGGGGAAAAACAUUUUUAUGGCCAACAUCAUCUGAUCGGAAGGAAAUGAAUUAAUAACUAAAAAGCAUGUAUUGUAGAGGAGUAAUGAAGUGGAUUGAAGAUGAUAAAAGUGAACAAAGCCUUUUCCAACCAAGCAUAACGAAGUCAUUUUCAAGAAUCCCACAGGUGAAAUUCGAGGUGGCGAAUAAAUCGGUAUUCUGUAAUUGGUUGAAUUGGACUGAUCAUGGAACAAUGUUUAUGGGAUACUAUUAAGAAAUAAGAACAAUCUAUGUAUUGAUCCAUAUGCUUCAUUAAAAUCAGCUGCCCUGGGUUGUGUCUGAAAUAGCUGAAACGACUAAAGGUCACAGUGUGACUUGCUCAGCGAUGGGAUUUUAUGCCGUCGCGACCCGUGCGGAUAUUGCUAUCAUUUUCGACCCAAAUGUGGUAGCAAUUUCCGCACGCAAUACAAAAGUAUACAAAAUUUGCGAACAUAAUUAGCAAGGCUAUAUUUUGCGCAUUUUACAACAUUUCGCAACCAAACUUUGCAAUUUUACUUAUUUUAGUGUGCUCUUUCCGGAAAUAUACUUUUUUGCCAAGAUAAAAGAUUGGUAGUCUAUAAUGGGACAUAUGACAAUAAAAUGUAAUUUGGGGUGGCAAUAACUUAUAUCUGUCGUGUUUGAAGACCAAAAUUCAAAUUGUUCUAAUAAAUUUAUCUAAAUUGAAGAUUCGGCCGAUAAUUAGCCCUACUUUCAUUAUAUAAUGAGCCAUGUCCUUUUGCACAAAUUAAUGCGAAAAACGUGAAAAAAGUUUGGGAACUUUUUUAUGUUUCAUUCCGACAAUCGCAUCGCUUAGCAGGUGAAACUGUGCUUUAAAGUCUUUAGGUAGUUGAGUCGCCAACCACGGCAGUUUUGUUCAACCAAAUCGCUAGUUUUAUCGAUUGAAACAAUUUCGGAUUUAUGUAUCAUAGUUAUAGAUAUCGUAAUUGUAUAUUAUAUUCUUGUAACAAUAAUAUAGUAGUUUUUAAUACGUCAAUAAACAUCCUUAUAGAGAAA
This is a messenger RNA of Paramuricea clavata, 9397 nucleotides long. Lineage: Eukaryota; Metazoa; Cnidaria; Anthozoa; Malacalcyonacea; Plexauridae. The record is from the annotation of a GenBank genome assembly.